Molecule: messenger RNA, 504 nt
Organism: Melampsora larici-populina 98AG31
Lineage: Eukaryota; Fungi; Basidiomycota; Pucciniomycetes; Pucciniales; Melampsoraceae
Exons: 4
Coding region: 1-504 (167 amino acids)
Source: RefSeq, a predicted model, not a curated record
AUGGGACAACAAAAUAUGGGACAAGGAUAUAUGCAACAAGGGAAUAUGCAACAAGGGAAUAUGCAACAAGGAAAUAUGGGACAACAAACUAUAAGCAGUGGUACUUGUGGUGAUCCUAUGAUGGAUAUAAAUAAUUAUAUACCAGGUGGAUAUGAUUCAAUAGGGUUUGGAAAAGCUAGUUGGCAAUAUAGUCCAAUGGAUUGGGGAGGUUGUAAUUCAUUAAACACAUUAAAACUGAGUCUCUUUCCAAAGGGAGAUCAAAAAUCACCUCAACAAUUCCGGUUGCAGGUAAGAGAGAUGUGUUGUGAUAAAAAAUGUGCAGAAAACUCUUUACCUAAUGUUGAUUGUUUGUAUGGUCCACCUGGUAAAGUAUUAAAUUGGAAUACAUAUUGGAUUGAUCCAUGUUUCAAUUUACCAAGAAAUCAAACAGCUGUUACACAAACUCAAACACCUGUUACACAACCUCAAACAUCACCUGCACAAAUUCCAACAGGUUCUGUUUGA